Molecule: messenger RNA, 1625 nt
Organism: Dentiscutata erythropus
Lineage: Eukaryota; Fungi; Glomeromycota; Glomeromycetes; Diversisporales; Gigasporaceae
Source: the annotation of a GenBank genome assembly
AUGCUUGACUUUUUCACAAUUCUGACUAAGGGCGGCAUCGUCCUUUGGUCAAAAACCUUCGCUCGUGUUACAAAUUUUCCGUUAGACGCCUUGAUUAAAGAAGUGCUGAUCGAAGAAAGAGCUGGCGCUAACAAUUAUGUUAAAGAGUCUUACAACAUAAAAUGGACUUUCGCUAAUGAACUGGAUCUAAUUUUUGUGGUAGCAUAUCAGAAAAUUCUUCAGCUUGCGUACAUAGAAGAACUUUUGGCGACCAUAAAAAAAUUCUUUUGCGAUAAAUUCAUAGAAUUUAUUCGAGAUACAACCAAACUUCAUAAAUACGCUUUCGAUGAUGAUUUUGACUCGAUUCUAAGUAGAGUUGAAGAAAAAGAUGCUAAGGAGCAAAGUAAAAGAUCAAAACCACGCAAAUUCGAAGAAACAAAAAAAUUUAAAGACACAGUUGAAGGAAACAAAAAACUUAGUGCGAGUGACAUAUCGAAGCCACCAAUUAAUCCAACAAUCAGUGAGGAAGAAAUUGCACGUAACAUUGAGGCGAUUCGUGGAGGCAAAUCUAAUCGAGAUCGCGGCGGUCGAAAUAAGAAAUUGGGAAGUACUAGACAAGUCCAUGCGCCUCCAAAUGGUGAUUUCUCAGAGUACAAACCAAAAAAGAAAGUUAUGCGUGUAUGGGACGAUAAAGUGACUAAAGAAGAAAUGGAAAAUCUUGACUAUAGCGGUCAAGGUGAAAAUAUUGAUAUGUCAUCAACAGCUAUACAUCAGAAUCUUGAGAUCACUGAAGAAGAUCUCACACUUGUGUUGGCAAACAUGAAGGAACAUUUAAUUAAAAAGAAUGUUGCGGCUGAUAUCGCAACACAUUUAUGUGAUUCUGUCUCAAGAACUCUUGUGGGUCAAAAAAUUGGAAAUUUCAAAUCAAUUCGUUCAAUUGUAAAACAAUCAAUGGAAUCUGCAUUGAGACGUAUCUUGACUCCAAAGACUUCUGUGGAUUUGUUGCGUGAUAUUUUGCAGGCAAAAUCUGAAUCACGUAAAUCGACAAAUCUAUCAAAGACUUGCUUCUGGUUAUUGCAAAAUGGGUUCAAAGUCCUAAUUGCUGGCUGCGAUACUUUCAGAUCUGGUGCUGUGGAACAAUUGAAAGUACAUGUUAGAAAUUUGAAUGCUUUAGGACAAAAUUCGGUUGUUGAAUUGUAUGAAAGAGGUUAUGGAAAAGAUGCUGCAGGAAUCGCCAAAGAUGCCAUUAAUUUCGCUAAGGCAAACGGGUUCGAUGUUGUAUUGAUUGAUACUGCCGGUCGUAUGCAGGACAAUGAACCUCUAAUGCGUGCUCUGGCUAAGUUAGUAACAGUAAAUAACCCAGACAAAAUAAUAUUCGUUGGUGAAGCACUAGUUGGUAAUGAAGCAGUUGAUCAACUUACGAAAUUUAAUCAGGCUUUGAAAGAUUUUUCUGGAUUACAAAACCCAAGACAUAUUGAUGGAAUUAUAUUAACUAAAUUCGACACAAUUGAUGAUAAGGUCGGUGCGGCAUUGUCAAUGGCUUAUACAACUGGACAGCCUAUUUUAUUUGUUGGUACUGGACAAACAUAUACAGAUUUAAAAAAUAUGAGAGUCGGUCAUAUUGUACAAGCGCUUCUUAAAGAAUA